AGGAGGAGGAAGAUGGCGGGAGGGCGGCUCUGAGGAGACCUCGGCGGCGGCGGAGGAGGAGAGAAGCGCAUCGCCGCGCCGCGCCGGGGCCCAUGUGGGGAGGAGUCGGAGUCGCUGUUGCCGCCGCCGCCGCCGCCGCCGCCUGUAACUGCUGGAUCCGAGUGGGAGUGAGGGGGAGACGGCAGGAUGAAGUUCGCCGAGCACCUCUCCGCGCACAUCACUCCCGAGUGGAGGAAGCAAUACAUCCAGUAUGAGGCUUUUAAGGACAUGCUGUACUCAGCUCAGGACCAGGCACCUUCUGUGGAAGUUACAGAUGAGGACACAGUAAAGAGGUAUUUUGCCAAGUUUGAAGAAAAAUUUUUCCAAACCUGUGAAAAAGAACUUGCCAAAAUCAACACAUUUUAUUCAGAAAAGCUCGCAGAGGCUCAGCGCAGGUUUGCUACACUUCAGAAUGAACUUCAGUCAUCACUGGAUGCACAGAAAGAAAGCACUGGUGUUACUACACUGCGACAACGCAGAAAGCCAGUCUUCCACCUGUCCCAUGAGGAACGUGUCCAACAUAGGAAUCUUAAAGACCUUAAACUGGCCUUCAGCGAGUUCUACCUCAGUCUUAUCCUGCUGCAGAACUAUCAGAAUCUGAAUUUUACAGGGUUCCGAAAAAUCCUUAAAAAGCAUGACAAGAUCCUGGAAACAUCUCGUGGAGCAGAUUGGCGAGUGGCUCAUGUAGAAGUAGCCCCAUUUUAUACAUGCAAGAAAAUCAACCAGCUCAUCUCUGAAACUGAGGCUGUAGUGACCAAUGAACUUGAAGAUGGUGACAGACAAAAAGCUAUGAAGCGUUUACGUGUUCCCCCUUUGGGAGCUGCUCAGCCUGCACCAGCAUGGACUACUUUUAGAGUUGGCCUAUUUUGUGGAAUAUUCAUUGUACUGAAUAUUACCCUUGUGCUUGCCGCUGUAUUUAAACUUGAAACAGAUAGAAGUAUUUGGCCCUUGAUAAGAAUCUAUCGCGGUGGCUUUCUUCUGAUUGAAUUCCUUUUUCUACUGGGCAUCAACACGUAUGGUUGGAGACAGGCUGGAGUAAAUCAUGUGCUCAUCUUUGAACUUAAUCCGAGAAGCAAUUUGUCUCAUCAGCAUCUCUUUGAGAUUGCUGGAUUCCUCGGGAUAUUGUGGUGCCUGAGCCUUCUGGCAUGCUUCUUUGCUCCAGUUAGUGUCAUCCCCACAUAUGUGUACCCACUUGUCCUUUAUGGGUUUAUGGUUUUCUUUCUCAUCAACCCCACCAAAACUUUCUAUUAUAAAUCCCGGUUUUGGCUGCUUAAACUGCUGUUUCGAGUAUUUACAGCCCCCUUCCAUAAGGUAGGCUUUGCUGAUUUCUGGCUGGCCGAUCAGCUGAACAGCCUGUCAGUGAUACUGAUGGACCUGGAAUAUAUGAUCUGCUUCUACAGUUUUGAGCUCAAAUGGGAUGAAAGUGGGGGCCUGUUGCCAAAUGAUUCAGAAGAACCAGAAAUUUGCCACAAUUACUCAUAUGGUGUGCGGGCUAUUGUUCAGUGCAUUCCUGCUUGGCUUCGCUUUAUCCAGUGCCUGCGCCGAUACCGAGACACAAAAAGGGCCUUUCCUCAUUUAGUUAAUGCUGGGAAAUACUCCACGACUUUCUUCACGGUGACGUUUGCAGCCCUUUACAGCACUCACAAAGAACGAGGUCACUCAGACACCGUAGUGUUCUUUUACCUGUGGAUCGUCUUUUGUAUCAUCAGUUCCUGUUACACCCUCAUCUGGGAUCUGAAGAUGGACUGGGGUCUUUUUGAUAAGAAUGCAGGAGAAAACACUUUCCUCCGGGAAGAGAUUGUAUACCCCCAAAAAGCCUAUUAUUACUGUGCCAUCAUAGAGGAUGUGAUCCUGCGCUUUGCUUGGACUAUCCAAAUCUCAAUUACCUCCAUGACUUUGUUGCCUCAUUCUAGGGACAUCAUUGCUACUGUCUUUGCUCCCCUUGAGGUUUUCCGGCGAUUUGUGUGGAACUUCUUCCGCCUGGAGAAUGAACAUCUGAAUAACUGUGGUGAAUUCCGUGCUGUGAGGGACAUCUCUGUGGCCCCUCUGAAUGCAGAUGAUCAGACGCUUCUAGAGCAGAUGAUGGACCAGGAAGACGGGGUACGAAACCGCCAGAAGAAUCGGCCAUGGAAGUACAGCCAGAGCAUAUCCCUGCGCCGGCCUCGCCUUGCUUCUCAAUCCAAGGCUCGUGACACUAAGUUCUUUCCUCGACCAACGCAACCUCUAGUACCUUUCCAGCCGAAAACAGGAGAAGACAUAUAACACAUUUUCCGAGCUCUUCCAGAUCGGAUCCUAUGGACUCCAAACAAGCUCACUGUGUUUCUUUUCUUUUCUUCUGGUUUAAUUUUCAUUUUCUACUUUUAAAACAAAUAUUUACUUCAUUUUGCCAAUCAGAGGACAUUUUAAGGAACAAAAACAUAGUAUCUUAUGGAUUGUUUACAAUCACAAGGACACAGAUACCUGUCAGGAUGAAGAACAAGCAUUGCAAGGACCCUCUGAUGGGACGGUACCGAGAUAUCUCGGCUUCCGCUUGGCCCGGUUUUGACUGGUUGAAACCGGACAUUGGUUUUUAAAUUUUUUGUCUGUUUAUGUGGAGAAUUUUUUCCUUUCCUUCAUACCCAGCGCAAAAGCACUGGCCGCACUUGCAGGGAAAGUGCAACUUAGAGCAGUACCUUCAUUCACGAAGCUACUUUUUAAUUUGAUGUAACUUUUCUUAU
Molecule: messenger RNA, 2756 nt
Organism: Lagenorhynchus albirostris (white-beaked dolphin)
Lineage: Eukaryota; Metazoa; Chordata; Mammalia; Artiodactyla; Delphinidae
Gene: XPR1
Product: xenotropic and polytropic retrovirus receptor 1
Exons: 16
Coding region: 187-2301 (704 amino acids)
Biological process (GO): phosphate ion transport; cellular response to phosphate starvation
Cellular component (GO): plasma membrane; Golgi apparatus; cytoplasm
Molecular function (GO): inositol hexakisphosphate binding
Source: RefSeq, a predicted model, not a curated record